This is a messenger RNA of Limanda limanda (common dab), 558 nucleotides long. RefSeq names its product cysteine-rich protein 1 (gene crip1). Lineage: Eukaryota; Metazoa; Chordata; Actinopteri; Pleuronectiformes; Pleuronectidae. The transcript has 5 exons. Bases 102 to 332 code for a protein of 76 amino acids. The record is from RefSeq and is a predicted model, not a curated record.
GGAGGGAGCGCAUCUGCAGCUCAGAGCUGCUGCGACAGGUCACUUGUCCACAGCAGGAGAAGCUUCUUCACUUUGUCUGCAGAAGAUCCGCAGCUGACAAGAUGCCAAAGUGCCCGAACUGCCAGAAGGAAGUUUACUUCGCUGAGAAGGUGACGUCCAUGGGGAAGGACUGGCACCGGCCCUGUCUGAAGUGUGCUAAGUGCGCCAAGACUCUGGUAUCGGGCUCACACGCAGCGCGUGAAGGAAAGCCUUACUGCCACAACCCCUGCUACAGCAGCCUGUUCGGACCCGGUGGUUUUGGCCACGGAGGAGCCGAGAGCCACAAAUAUUAACCGACAGGUUCAGACCUGGCAGUGAAUAUUGUUGCUUGGAAACUCGAUGGAAAACGCCAGCUUGAUGACGACUCCCAGUAAAAACCAGCAAACAAGCCGUGCUCUGAUUUAGAGGAAACAUUUGGAGUGUCUGUGUUUUCAUUCAUAAUACAGUCAUGAAGAAGUCGUCCUCGAGUCUCUUCCUGUUCGAAAUGUGGACAUUUUGAUUAAACUUUUUUAAAACUUG